Alnus glutinosa is the source of this 1624-nucleotide messenger RNA. RefSeq names its product tubulin alpha chain-like. Gene Ontology annotation, molecular function: structural constituent of cytoskeleton; GTP binding. Gene Ontology annotation, cellular component: microtubule; cytoplasm. The coding region runs from base 120 to 1475 and encodes 451 amino acids. The record is from RefSeq and is a predicted model, not a curated record. Gene Ontology annotation, biological process: microtubule cytoskeleton organization; mitotic cell cycle. The transcript is spliced from 4 exons. NCBI's taxonomy places the organism in Eukaryota, Viridiplantae, Streptophyta, Magnoliopsida, Fagales, Betulaceae.
UUGAAUCCUCACAAUUUGGAAGGCGUCUUAAUACACGCCGCUCAUAGAUUUUCCUUCCUUUCUUCAAUCUUCCUAGUUCUACAAUUUCUUUCUUUUAGCCUUCGUAAAUCUCUGAGAAAAUGAGAGAGUGCAUUUCGAUCCACAUCGGUCAGGCCGGUAUUCAGGUCGGCAAUGCGUGCUGGGAACUCUACUGCCUCGAGCAUGGCAUCAAGCCUGAUGGCCAGAUGCCGAGUGACAAGACUGUCGGCGGAGGAGACGAUGCAUUCAACACCUUUUUCAGUGAAACUGGUGCUGGGAAGCACGUUCCUCGUGCCGUCUUUGUUGAUCUGGAACCCACUGUCAUUGAUGAAGUGAGGACCGGAGCAUACCGCCAGCUUUUCCACCCGGAGCAACUCAUCAGCGGCAAGGAAGACGCUGCCAACAACUUUGCCCGAGGCCAUUACACCAUUGGGAAAGAGAUUGUUGAUCUUUGCUUGGACCGGAUCCGGAAGCUUGCAGACAAUUGUACUGGUCUUCAAGGCUUCUUGGUUUUCAAUGCCGUCGGUGGUGGUACCGGUUCUGGUCUUGGAUCGCUUCUUUUGGAGCGUCUCUCUGUCGAUUAUGGCAAAAAGUCAAAGCUUGGUUUCACUGUCUAUCCCUCACCUCAGGUUUCCACAUCCGUUGUAGAGCCCUACAACAGCGUCCUUUCUACCCAUUCCCUCCUUGAGCAUACUGAUGUUGCCGUGCUUCUUGACAAUGAAGCUAUCUAUGACAUCUGCAGGCGCUCCCUUGAUAUCGAGCGCCCUACUUACACCAAUCUUAACCGCCUUGUCUCUCAGGUGAUCUCGUCCCUGACUGCCUCCUUGCGGUUCGAUGGAGCCUUGAAUGUUGAUGUGACGGAGUUCCAGACCAACUUAGUUCCCUACCCCAGGAUCCAUUUCAUGCUUUCCUCCUACGCACCUGUCAUCUCCGCCGAGAAGGCGUACCAUGAGCAACUUUCAGUGGCUGAGAUUACCAACAGUGCUUUUGAGCCGUCUUCCAUGAUGGCAAAAUGUGACCCCCGCCACGGCAAAUACAUGGCUUGCUGCUUGAUGUACCGUGGCGAUGUUGUGCCCAAGGAUGUGAAUGCAGCUGUGGCCACCAUCAAGACCAAGCGCACAAUCCAGUUUGUUGACUGGUGUCCUACUGGAUUCAAGUGCGGUAUCAAUUACCAGCCACCCACUGUUGUUCCAGGAGGCGACCUUGCCAAGGUGCAGAGGGCUGUGUGCAUGAUCUCCAACUCAACCAGUGUUGCUGAGGUGUUCUCUCGCAUUGACAACAAGUUUGAUCUCAUGUAUGCCAAACGUGCCUUUGUGCACUGGUAUGUUGGUGAGGGCAUGGAGGAAGGAGAGUUCUCCGAGGCUCGUGAGGAUCUGGCUGCACUGGAGAAGGAUUAUGAGGAGGUUGGUGCAGAGUCUGCUGAGGGAGAGGAUGGUGAUGAAGGAGAUGAAUACUAAUAGUUGGAACUGCUUUUGUAUGACUGCUAUAAUAUGAUGGUUGUUUCCUUUUAAAUUUUUAAUGUUGCUGGGCCUGUAUGUGCUUUUUGCACAGACUUGGUUGUAUCAAUAACUAUCUUUCUAUGCUUUCACGCAUAGUUGUGUCUCAA